AUGGACCCGUUGAGGAACCAGCGGUUCCAUAUGAAGCCCGAGCAGCGGCUUGAGGCGUUCUCGUUGACUGCAGGGAUCAUCGGGGGGAUGACUGGUUUCUACGAAGGGGUGAAGAUGCUGUCGCUCCGCUUCCUCACCGAGAACGGGCAUCGGCUACCGCAGAACGUUGGGGGCUGGUACUUCUACCACAAGAAAAAGAACUAUGUGAUGAUUCUUCUGGGGGUGAAACAGGCGUUCAAAGUGGGCACUAAGUACACGCUUGCUGUGGGGACCUUUUUCGGGCUCGAGGCCACCCUCGAUAGGGCUCGCGGGUCCGUCGACUGCUUGAACACUCUGGCGGCGGCGGCGAUAUGUCUGGCGAGUUACGCGAUAUUUAACCGUAUGAGGGGCAGUCAGAUCCGUAAGUUUACCAUUCGUGGUGGGGUGAUGGGGCUCUGUCUUGGUUUUGCCCAGGACUUCUUGAUUUACGCUCGUGGCGGUGAUGUGUGGUACUUGGAGAGUAUGGGAGUGAAACACCCGCAAGUAGCUCAAGCGUCGCCGCUGGCUGAUGCUCCGGUGCUGAUAAGAGCGCCGCCGGCCUGA
This is a messenger RNA of Diutina rugosa, 582 nucleotides long. RefSeq lists its product as uncharacterized. NCBI's taxonomy places the organism in Eukaryota, Fungi, Ascomycota, Pichiomycetes, Serinales, Debaryomycetaceae. The record is from RefSeq and is a predicted model, not a curated record. The transcript has a single exon. Bases 1 to 582 code for a protein of 193 amino acids.